AUGUCUCCGAGCGAUGGCGAUGACCAUCCUAAUCCACUGACUCGCAUGGUCUCACCAUCGCCAGCGCGCGACUCACUACGCAGUAACCUCGAUGUCGCCGAAGGGACGUCCACACUCAAGAAGAAGCGCUCAUGGAUGGCCGGCCUGCGAGAUGCGGUCUCCAAGAGUGCACUCCACGCAAAGGCUGCUGUAGAUUCGUUUCGUGGUGAUCAGCAGAAAGCGGAAUCGACAGCUGAGCCUGAUCACGUCGCGGCAGAUGCAGCAUUUACCGGAUUAUGCCACCAACCAGAGCCAAAGGAGAGGCUCUCACACGAAAGCGAGGCCAGCAAGGCCGACAGCGUCUCUUCCGUCACAUCACUACGUCCGCAACACGGGCGCCAGCGUUCCCUUGCUUCGAGGAUUGGCACAGCAUCUCUCCGUCAGCAUCUUCGCAACCACUCGCAUGCUCAUAGCAAACGAAGCAGCGUAUACAGCAUUGUCGCAAACGACGAGCAUGACUGCAGUCCGGCUGGCCCUGAGCUCUUUGCUACAACUUCCUCGCCGCCAGCAGGGAAGCCGGGCGCAUAUAAAAGGCACGAAAGUGUUGCCAAAGGUGUCAUCGGGAGCAUACGAGGUAUACGACGCAAAGGUACGUCGGAUUCGUUGGCGCCACCGCUGCCCGACCUGGACACCCCAGGAGUGAGCCAGGCGCGGCGUGUGCCUCUGCCGUCUUCACCAAUACCUAUCCCAGCUCUUGCGCCGGCUCUAGAUCUUGACCUCGGACCAUCUGGCUUCUCAGUGUCACCUCCACGAUCUUUCACCAAUACUCGCUCGGCCAAGGGAUCAACGUCAGUCUUGCCCUCUGGAAAGGGUACGUUUGGUCCCACAAUCGAGGACGGAAGCAUCCAGUCAAGGCGCAGAGGGCCGCUCGGCACUGGAGGACAAGUCCGGCCCCGCGAUCUCCUUCAGAUUGACACUGGAAGUUUCAACUUUGAGCUGCCACCUGGGCCACCAACGCCAAUGCCCGGGACUAACUUGCCUCUCGAAAUCGAUGGUGCCAACGGCGAGAUGUCGCAGAUGUUCGAGAGAAGUGUGACCCCGCCGAGCGCGAAAGAGAGGAAGUGGCUGCGUACCAUGCGGUCUCUUGAUGCUAUGGCAGAGGCGUAUGCAGCUGCGCCGAAGGACACUGAGGCCACUUCGGCCAACAGCCAGUCUGGUGGUCCCAGCAAUGAUUUGGCGAGCCGGACGCCCAAGUUCAGCUCUGGUACUGCAACUGAUAGCUGCUCACCAACGCAGCCACAACCUAAAAACGUCCAGCUGUGCUCCACUUCAUCACUGGAAGCCAUGGCCGAAGCCUCCACCAUCGCGCAUCGCAACGACGAGCUUGAGCUUCAGCGUACUGUGGAAGCUGGCAGAGAGCUCCCGAAUAGCACUCCUGCUUCACCACAACGCCGCAAUGCUACAUCGGCCGAGACAGUACAUACUUUGCCUUCGGACAUGGAGUCGCUUAGUCGACAAAGGGCAUAUGAAUCGCCACCGCGGUCGCAUGUCCCUGGCACUGGUGAGGUAGACUGCAUGCCAGUCGAGGAUCCCUUCAAGGACGAUAAAGCUGUUGGCAGCGGACCACCUUCGCCCGAUCGCAGUGUCACGUUGCCAUUUCGUCCGAAGGCCUCUCAAGUCUCACACGACGCGUCAGCCACUCAAGUAACCAGAAAUGCUCGCACAUCGACUACUGAGGAACCAGAAGCGAACAAGUACGUCUUCACACAGACUGUACCGACCAGUCCCGCAACCUCUCUCGCCCUGCAGAUGGAGCUCCAACGCAACUACGACAUGGCUACACGUUAUGAAUAUGCCGAGCAAAGUAAAAACGUCCCACUCGAGCGCGAGUCUUUCGAGGAUGAAGAUCCCUUCGAGAAUCGUGCCUCUGAUGAUGACACUUGCAUGGGAGCCCAGGAGCUUCUCACUUACGGCAUCAUCCUACCCAACUACAGCUUUGAUAGCCUGAGCGGCGGGGAGGGCAUGUCGCCUCAUGGCGGUCCCUUAGCCUCCAACCUCCCCGCCAUUGGCCGCCAUGAUGAGAACUCGAGCCCGCCAAGCAGCCGCUCCUGCAACAGAUACACUGCCGGAGCUAGCGAUGCUCAGUACAGAUUCAGCGUCAACAACUGGCUGCGCGAGCCUCCGACAACGCAUGCGCCAGACGACGAGCAAGCAACGCCCAGACGCAGAGGCGCCAUCUGGAGCAGUGAGUCGGUUUCGUCGAAUGAAGAGCGGAAGACGCCCGAGAUCAGUCCGUCUACCACGAAUCCUGACCGGACGCCUUCGAUGGGCAACAGGCUGGAGUUCGAUCUCAAGCGCUCCAACCGCAACAUGCGCUACAACGCUUUGCAUCAGGGGUCGACGGCUGAGAGUGUGGGUGCACGUUGUCUGUCUGGCCGCUCGCAGCACCGCUUCCUCAUCGGCUGCUCCGAGGACGCAGACGAGAACGACCUUCAGCUCUCUGACUUCAACACUGCGUACGAUGUUUCCACAGAGGCCUUGCCUGGCGAAGCUGGCAAAGCCACCGAAGCCCGCAUGAACAAUCGAGACAGCGUGACGGAGUCGAUGAUGAACGCCGCUCACGAUUACGGCCAGCUCCGCCGGCGGCUCGAGGAGGUCGAAGACGUCUUCGCAGAUCCCGCUGGCGUUUCUGAGGAUCCCUUUCGCUCGCCGGAGAUGACAGAACUGGGCGGGGUGGACCCCCAUGACCGGUGGGUUGCAGAGGCUUCCGCCCUAGUGCGAGAAGUCGAGGGUGCUGGAGCGGAGUCUCAACUUCGAGACGCGACGGAUCGCUGCUUUGGAAGGGCGAGUCCGGCUGUUACCAGGCUGUUGGAGCAGACCAAGCUUCGUUUCGCCGCGCCGGAGUCAGCAGAAUCAGAGACGACAGAGCAGUUGGAGUCGCCUGUCGUUCGUAUCCUGUCCCCAACGGAGGCGCCACCGACAAGCUUUCCUUCGGAGACCAAACGCACGCGCAUGGUUUCCGACGACACGCUUGAUGCCAGCUUGGAGCUGUACUCUCGCAGAAGCAAUGUGCAUCAGAGUCACGAUAGCUCGGCUGCUGAGGAGGUCGAGCUUGAAGACUGA
Messenger RNA from Saxophila tyrrhenica, 3102 nucleotides. RefSeq lists its product as uncharacterized. The transcript has 2 exons. The coding region runs from base 1 to 3102 and encodes 1033 amino acids. The record is from RefSeq and is a predicted model, not a curated record. NCBI's taxonomy places the organism in Eukaryota, Fungi, Ascomycota, Dothideomycetes, Mycosphaerellales, Extremaceae.